Zingiber officinale is the source of this 1587-nucleotide messenger RNA. RefSeq lists its product as uncharacterized. Lineage: Eukaryota; Viridiplantae; Streptophyta; Magnoliopsida; Zingiberales; Zingiberaceae. Bases 27 to 1235 code for a protein of 402 amino acids. The transcript has 3 exons. The record is from RefSeq and is a predicted model, not a curated record.
CAGCUUCGUCUUAUCCUUUCGUGUUCAUGGCCACUCGCUCGGUCCACUCUUCUUCGAGGGGCUCCGUCGACAGCAAGAGCUCCGCCGCCCGCCUCAGCGGCGAAGGUCGCCGAAGCUCCUUCUCGUUCCCAGACGGGCAAGUUCGAACCCUACGUGCGUCCUCUUGGGUCUCCCGCCUCAAUCUCAAGCUUCCCCCUCUUCCCCCCGCUGCACAGCCCCCUAUUCCCGAUGGAAGAAAGCUCCGGACGCCCUUCGAUCACCCCGGCGCCACCUUGGACGUUGUCACCAUCGACACCGACGAGUCCCGCACCCGAAUGUCGAUUCCGAAUCUCGAUUCGCCCUUCGUCGCCCGCGGCUACUUUGAUCUGUUACAGCGGAGGCUCACAUUCGUCCCCCAGUCUCAGUCUCCUUUACCACCACCGCCGCCGCCGCCUCCGCAUCGGAUUGUGGUGGACUGCGGAGGAAACGAUUUGCUCAAUGGGUUUGGACCCUUUCAGUUUAGGCCGAGCUCAGCCCUUCCUCGAGGGGGACCUGGACGCCUUGCAGGUAGCUACAAUGGCGGUGGAAGAGUUUUUGUUAAGGACGAUUAUGGUGAGGUUAGCGGUCGUUUUCCUCUAUUUCGCAAGAUGGCUCACCUCGGGGAAGAAUUCGAUAGGGAACGAGAAGUUUUUGGAUCUGGUAACGGAAGGAAACUGGAACCUCUUCCCCCUGGCAAGAAAUCUGAUAACUGGAAUUUUCUCUGCCCCUCAAGGAGGAAACUUGAUGGGCGCAGUCGGGUUUCGGUAUCUCCAUUCUUCAACUCUGCUCACUUGAUAGAUAGGAGUAGAGGAACAAGAAUUGGAAGCACAGGAAUUUUGGAGAAUCGAAGUCGAAUGAGACCUCCAAGAAAUUGGGAUUUGCCAUUGCCUAUUUCCUUCUUAGCACCAAGUGGGGUUGAACAUUUACCAUCUUGUAGAGGAUUCGAACGACAAUUCCCAAUUGAUCCAUGGCGAGCGAGCACUUCUGGCACUGGACCUUGUGAUGCUGGCGGUGACGGCAUGGCUUCUUCAGUUAGAACAUCUCAUGAUUUUCAUGUCUUGCAUCAGAAAACUUCAGCAAACCCUCUUGACACUACAGUCUGCGCCGACAAUCCACAAAAACGUGCUUCACAGUGGAACAUGAGGAGAUUUAAGAGAACUGCAAAUUUUGAUGAUUCUCUUCCUCUAAAGUUUAGGAAGUUGGGUGGUGAUGAUUAAGAUCCAAAUUUCUAAACUCACUGAUUGGGACCGAGUUAAUCUACUGAGGCUAAUUGUCCGGAAGUCAACCUUCAAGUAUGGUCAGCAUUCUAAGCUACCAAAAGAAUUCAAGACUCGGCCUUCAUGAGCUGAUCUUCGAUACAUCCUAAGGUCCGUGUAUCUACGAAUCCUCCCAUUAUAAAUGUGAGGUCGAGCUACAAAAUGGGUUCAAUAAAGUUACAAGUUCUUUGUAUCUACAACCUUCCCAUGUUUGAUAUAAAUAUCGUUUUGCAUGAACAGAAAUCAAUAAGUGAACUCAACUGUGUUUGUAUUUGUUUUAGUAAAGGAGUUUGAGCCGAGCUCAAUAUUAAUU